AUGUCACCGACAAAUAUUUUAAAAGAAAUCUGGAAAUUUCCUUUUGAUAUCAUUGAUGUGACACUUGUAAAUUCUUCAUCGAAUCAUAAUCAUAGUAAUAGUAAUAGUAAAGAAGUAAAUAAGCUUGAUUGGAUAAUUACUUGUAUAGUUCUUGAUGAUAAUGGGAAUUUCUGGAGAGUUGAGUCACAUAUAAAAAGAGAGAAAAGUGAAAGAACAUUUGAUCCACUUAACAAUCAAUCAUCCACAUUCACAUCUGAUACUACUGGAUUAAAUCCAGCCUCUAAAAGAAUACAUCCAAUUGAAUUCUAUGAAAAUGACAUUAUUUACAAAUAUACCAAAAGUAAUAUAUAUUACUUAAUACCAUAUGAUAUUUCAAAUGUUCAUGGUAUUCUAACUAGAUGUGAGAAUGGUGAGAUGGAAUUUUUAUCAAUGAGUGAUGAUUAUAAACCUCUAAAUUCAAAUAGUUUAAAUUGUUCAAUUAGUCAAGGAUCAAUUUUAAAAGGAAAAAAGCCAACAGAUUCAUCAAUAUCAUUAAUCAAUCAUGAUUUUGCUUCAUUAAUAUUUGGAUUGGAAAAUUUACAGGAAGAGAUAUUCUUAACUGGCUAUUCAGAUGGAUUAAUCACAUUUCAAACACUAAACUCUGUUCCAGAAGCACUUACUACAUUAAUUGAAUCAAUUCAAACUAUAUAUUCAAUAUGUUUAAAAUUUGAAAGUACUCCAGAAUCUAGUAUUUUAUUCUUUACAAGGAAAAAUUUAGAUGAUAUUCAUAAUAGUUGGGUAACUAAUUAUCUUAUUGCAUUUGAAGAGGGUACAAUCACUUUGAUUACCAUUUAUUCUGCUUCAAAACAGGAUUCUACUAUUACAUCAAUUGCAUAUAAAGAAUAUCAUGUUCCAAAUACUGCUCAUUCAUCUUUUCUUUAUAAGGUAGGAAAUACAUUGUCAAGUAUUAUACAUAAUAGAUUGAUCAUGUCAGUUGAUAAAGGACAAAUAAUAUCUUUAAAUUUUGAUCAAGUGAUUUACAAAAAUGAACAAUUUAUCACUUUAAAUCCUGAUUUCAUUGAUUUUCCAAAUGGAUGUGUUAGAAUAUGUUGUUUAAAUGAAUUUGAUGAUGGUGGAAUAUUAGGUGGAAUAUUUCAAGAUGGUAGAUUUAUUUUUGGAAAAUUUACAUUUACAAAUUCCAAUCAAUUAAAAAGACAAAUCAGAAAACAAUUGAAUUCAAUAGCAAAAUGUUCCUCAAGGCAAAAUGAAUAUGAAAAACUUAUUCAAUUUUGA
This is a messenger RNA of Entrophospora sp. SA101, 1272 nucleotides long. Lineage: Eukaryota; Fungi; Glomeromycota; Glomeromycetes; Entrophosporales; Entrophosporaceae. The record is from the annotation of a GenBank genome assembly.